AUGAAGUGGACCUGGGUGCUGGUGGCGGUCUUGCUGUCCUUUGGGGGGCUAUCAUUGGGCAAGGAGAGCUUGGACUUCCCAGAGUAUGAUGGAAAAGACCGUGUCCACGACCUCAAUGCGAAGAACUAUAAGUCUGUGAUGAAGAAGUACGAUGUUAUGGUAGUGUACUACCAUGACCAUCCCGGAUCCAGCCGCGUCGCCCAGAGACAGUUUGAGAUUGAGGAGUUGGCCCUUGAGCUUGCAGCCCAGGUCCUGGAUGAGUUUGAUGAUGAGGAUGUCGGAGUCGGUCUCAUCGAUGCAAAGCUCGACAAAGUAGUUGCAAAGAAAUUAGGCCUUGAUGAGUCUGACAGCGUCUACAUCUUCACAGACGAUGAAGUCAUAGAAUAUGAUGGCGAGUUUGCAGCAGACACUCUUGUGGAGUUCAUCUAUGAUGUUCUUGAGGACCCUGUGGAAAUUAUUGACAAUAGUAGGGAACUGAAAGGCUUCAAAAAUGUCGAAGAGGACAUCAAAUUGGUGGGCUACUUUAAGAGUCACAAGUCAGAACAUUUUGAGGCUUUUGCCGAUGCUGCUGAAGAGUUUCAUCCUCACAUCCAGUUCUUUGCCACAUUCAACCCCAAGAUUGCCAAGGCUCUGGAGCUGAAGCUUAAUGAGGUAGACUUCUAUGAGCCCUUCAUUGAUGAUCCAGUGGUCAUCCCAGGAAAACCUUACUCUGAGGAGGAGCUGGUGAAAUUCAUUGAAGAUAACGACAGACCAACCCUGAGGAAGCUGCAACCCCACAACAUGUACGAGAUCUGGGAUGACGAUGUUGGUGGUGAACAUAUCAUUGCUUUUGCAGAGGAGGCUGACCCAGACGGUUUUGAGUUCCUUGAGAUCCUGAAGCAAGUUGCAGAGGAUAACACCGACAACCCCGACCUCAGCAUUGUCUGGAUUGACCCUGACGAUUUCCCCCUGCUUCUGCCACACUGGGAGAAGACUUUUGGAAUUGACCUGUCCUCCCCACAGAUUGGUGUUGUCGAUGCUGAUGAUGCUGACAGCGUGUGGAUGGACAUGGAUGAUGGGGAGGACUUGCCAUCUGUAGACGAGCUGGAGGACUGGAUCGAGGAUGUUCUGUCAGGUGAAAUCGAUCCUGAUGAUGAUGAUGACGAUGAUGAUGACGACGAUGAUGAUGACGACGACGACGAUGAUGAUGACGACGAUGAUGAUGAUGAUGAUGAUGACGAUGACGACGAUGAUGACGAUGAUGAUGACGAUGAUGACGACGAUGAUGACGACGAUGAUGACGACGAUGACGAUGACGACGAUGAUGAUGACGAUGAUGACGACGAUGAUGAUGACGAUGAUGACGACGACGACGAUGACGAUGAUGACGAUGAUGAUGAUGAUGAUUAUUAAAUCAUGAAGUCAUAAUUUACUCUUUAAGUCUGACCAAUUCAGUUUCAAGAGUCAACAUCAUCAGCUCUGUCAAAUAAUCUUCUUUUGUAUCUAGUUCUUAUGUUGAACUUCAUUUUGAUAUCACAUCUUUUCGUCAUCCUCUCUCUGCAUCUCACCAGAAUAAUAUUCCAUUACUCGUUUAUCCCUCGCCCCAACAUAUUCACUAAUCCUCCAUGUAAAAAAGUACUUUCUAAGAUCCCACGGUGCCUUUAUUCCCACAUGUAACACUGUCCAGUACAAUAAAAAAAAGAAAUUCUUUUAAAA
Molecule: messenger RNA, 1695 nt
Organism: Micropterus dolomieu (smallmouth bass)
Lineage: Eukaryota; Metazoa; Chordata; Actinopteri; Centrarchiformes; Centrarchidae
Gene: casq1a
Product: calsequestrin 1a
Exons: 11
Coding region: 1-1392 (463 amino acids)
Biological process (GO): regulation of skeletal muscle contraction by regulation of release of sequestered calcium ion
Cellular component (GO): sarcoplasmic reticulum lumen
Molecular function (GO): calcium ion binding
Source: RefSeq, a predicted model, not a curated record